UGGACGUGGAUUCGCCAAGCAGCGUCAAUUCGGGAUUCUUUCCAAGCUAGUCCAAGUCCAGGACAAGUGUCGAGUUUCCCUUGGGUGUGUGCCCCAUUGGCGUAAGAAGUGAAGAAUUUUUCUUCGAUCAAAAGGUUACAAGUAUUUCCAGACGGUUUUUGUGUAAGCGCACGUGAUUGAUUUACGACGGGCAGAGUUCGUCAGAGCUGUAAAUCGUUUAAUUAGAGUAACGAAUCGAGACAGCAAAAUCCAAACAGAAAAGCAAGAAACUGUUCUCACGUGCGUUCAAGUUGUCCUGCUCGGUGAAAGAUUUAGGGACCGCCUCUUGGAGCGCGGUCUUUCACGAAGUGAGUGUGUUGAUGUGCUUUACCUAUCAACUGUGAACCCGUCGGGAGCGCGAAGAAUUUUUAACGCCCAGUGGGUGUGCGAAAGGAAAACCCGAAAUUGAUGAUUCACGUUCGCAUUGAGAAGUUGUAAUUGUGCUCCGAGUGAAAAAAAACAUGAGAUUUGAGCCAGCAUUAGAGUGAAGUGAAAGUGUUUUGGAAAAGUCGCUAAACAAACAAUCUAAUGAGGGGCAAGUGUUGAAACGAUACAGAACAGACACGAAAACGGGAGCAUGAUUCUUUCAUCUGGAUCAAAAUAUCAUAAAUAAAUCUUAAAUUGAUCAAAGAUAACUUGCCUAGUGAAUGAUAGUGUAAAUCAAAUAACAUAAUACAUCUCAAAACAAGUGGUUGCUGCUUUGUCAAACGCCAUAGAAUAUAAAUUCCAACUGAUUGACAGUGCAGUGAUACAACAACGCUGAAAUAAACUUAAGCUGAAUCUGCUGACGCCGAGAUUUUAAAAGAUUACGCCGCCAGGAUGAAGAUGUCAAAGUUAUCCAAUCAAACCAACUCGCAAGAUCCGCAGGCAGUGAACUCGCGAGUGUUUGUCGGAAAUUUGAACACAUUUCAGUGCUCCAAGACGGACGUCGAACGGAUGUUUCAGCGCUACGGACGUUUGGCAGGAAUAUCAAUGCACAAGGGUUAUGCCUUCGUACAGUUCACAAACCCCUUCGAUGCACGCAAUGCCUGUCACGGUGAAGAUGGGCGAACAGUCCUUAGCCAAACGUUAGACGUCAACAUGGUAGCCGAACCGAAACCACAUCAAACGGGCAGAAAGCGACAGAACAAGUCCAAAACCGGAAAUGAUUGGGACUACUAUUAUGACAGCUACUACGCAUCGACACUUUUUGGGCCCAUACAGCAGCAGCCCUCCUCCCAGCCCAGGCCCAUGAAGCGACAACGAUUGAUGCCUCCGAGCCGGCUGCCUCUGACAAGCAAAAUGAAUGGCGCUGGCAUAUUGGCAGGAGGGCCCCAGGUACCCCAACAGCAAUCCCAACACCCCACACAACAGCAGCUUCAAUUGGCGGCCGUCGCAGCAACAAGUCCUUCAGCAGCCGCAGCAGUGGCCGCCGGAUUGGGUAGCUACUAUGGCAAUGGCAACGGAUCAUUGGUCGUGAAUGGGCUCAGCAAUGGAUGCCUCACCAGCAAUGGAUACAUUAACAACAAUAGCUACCUGCUGAACGGAGAUGUGAAUGGAAGCAUGUCCAGCUACACCAAUGGGCAGCACGUCGUUGGACCAUUCAAAGUUUACAGUAAUCCGGAUACACUGAUUUGUGGCAACUGUCGAGAAAUGUUCACCGAUUUGACCGAACUGUUGGAUCAUAAGAAAUCCUAUUGCAAACUUCGUUUCACCUGCAAAUGUGUUUCUCCGUUGACCGUUAACAAAAACAAAAGCAACCCCCCAUCAGCGAAAUUGCUCUGCGUGGCGUGCAAAGAUUCCUUUUCCAACCCAUGGGAUUUGAUGGUACAUGCUCAGGCGGCCCACAUGGUGAACAUCUACGAACUGGGUGAUUCGUCCGAUGAAGAUAAAGCUUCUUCCAUGAGUUCGGAUUCCCUUGCAGAUUCCAGCGUCAACGAAUCCAGCUCCACAAAACGUCUGACCAACGGAAGCGAUAAAAGCGGCGAAACCAACGGAACGCAUCAUGAAGAUGCCAGAAAUCAUCAUGUGAACGGCAAGUCUUCCGAGCAGAACGAGAAUACCGACAAUGCAUCCAACAGCAAUGGGCUGAAAGGAGCUUCGUCCACAGAAGACAUUCACACGGUGGAAAACGGCUCAGAAUCGGCAAAGGUUAACGAUCAUUCUACCCUUCCCUACAACGGUGCAUCUAGUUCGAUUGCAUCACCGCAUCAAGUCAACAAUAGCGAGGAUUUGCAACCAACACGUGCCUGCAUCAUGACUGCCCUCAGUAUAAAUACCAAAUCCAACCCAGAUGCUACUGUUGCGCUGAAAAUGGUCACUUCGUCGCUUGGAAUUUCACUGACAAAUGGAACCACAGUCACGGCAGCUACGCAGUAAGUUGAUUAUCGUGGAAGAUGACAUCCCUGUUAUACGCGCUUUAAAUAUGUUUUACACAAUCGUAAUUGGUGAAACCCAAGCCUACAGCCAUAAUCACCCGGGACAAAGCUGAUUGAACAUGAUGGAAGGGGUGAUUUUAAAAGUUAUACUACCUUACACGUCUUGAAGAAUGUAUAUAAAAUAAAAGUUAAUACUAUUUCUGUUUCUGUAAUAUUAUUCGUAAAUUUACUCACAUCAUGAGACAUUAUUGUACAACUAUUAACGCAACGUAUAAAUAAUAAAACAACAGAUCAGCUGUUCUUCUUAAAGGUAAUCGACAAGUAUUUCCCACCACUUAGGAAUGUUAGUUGAGGGAGAAUGGGUUUUCAAUAAAACAGUAUAUAUCCGACAAAUUAAGAGCUUAUGGUCAACUUUGUUGAAUGGUAGUAUUUUUGCAGAUCAUGUGUUACGGUGUUUCGUUGGUUUUAGAAUCGGCGACGUAACGUUACUCAAGAUAAGGUAGUUAGGAAAAAUAAUGAAAUUAAUCCAAAUGUUUUGUAGUUAUUGAACACAACAGUAAACUGACCAAUCAAGAUCGUUUGAAACGUAUGAAAUUAAACGAAAAAGGUUUGAACUUAUCAAAACAAAAACUGUAAAAAGUUGAAUCACUUAUGUACAUAUCAAGGCAGCGAACGUAACAGAAGGAACCUGGUACUGCGAUCGGAAUAUGGAACGUAACUUAUGUAUCCUAAAUAGAUAAAGUGAAGAUGUUUAUUAAUUAAACUAAAAUAUCUUCUAGGUAAAGGAUGUAAAUAACAAUCUUUAUACAGAACAGGACUAUCAAUCGAAACUCACGAAACUGAAUGUAAAGAGGAAGAGAAACAAACAUAAUCAAAGUCAAAUUGAGUGUCUAUUUAAUGAGUUAAAAGUUGCGUUCUGUUUUCCAUAGUCCUCACCAUUAGAAUGGCAGAGUGCGACUUGCCCAUCAUCUUCCAGUGAGAAUCACUUUGACAGGCAACAAUGAAUAUCAAUUAUACAAUUUGCUUAUGCAGAGUGUCUAUAGGCUUCCAUACCCCCUCCAACCCCACUAAUUGAUUAUAACUUGUCCACAUACUCACAACCGCUUAUCCACGUUGCGGAGUAGUUCAAUUAGAAUCCCGCUGACAGGUGUCAUUGUAUGCCAAAAACUGAGUAGAUCAGUCCGUAUUAUUAGCUAGCCACAUAUAUGUCGGUACAGUUUCUUAUCCCCCUUACGUCUAUACGGUUAUAUAUCUAUUUAUCUACGUAGCGCUCUACAGAUAGCAACUUACACAGCCAAGCUGCAAUUCGAUUAAAAAUUAAUGAUUUCCGGUCCAAAUCCUGCUUUGGUCCAGACGACCGACCGGCUGUCACUCAAUAUGCCAGCAAACAACUUUGGAGAGCACGCACCCAUCCCGAGAGCCGCUAAUUGAUAGGGAAAAGUCAAACCGAACCGAAUUAGAGAUUCAUUAAUUUUGAUGAGUUUUGUGCAAUUGGCCCCACUCUCGAGCGACAUUUGCCUGCCAACCGAUCUGGACAAAAAGGGAGUGGAUA
Messenger RNA from Aedes aegypti (yellow fever mosquito), 3948 nucleotides. RefSeq lists its product as uncharacterized. NCBI's taxonomy places the organism in Eukaryota, Metazoa, Arthropoda, Insecta, Diptera, Culicidae. The record is from RefSeq and is a predicted model, not a curated record. The coding region runs from base 859 to 2397 and encodes 512 amino acids. Gene Ontology annotation, cellular component: nucleus. Gene Ontology annotation, molecular function: RNA binding. The transcript has 11 exons.